UGCAUCUCCCGGAAACGAUGUGGUUGUUUUGGUGUCCGCUUGUGUUGUAGUCAUUUGUCAAAGGGUGAAGUCAAACUUUUAACUAGACACUUUUGGCCACCGGAGUAAGGGUGCUUGACAGGAUUAUCUUCACUAUGCUUUGUCCGAGGUGAUGGAAUAAACUGUGUUGAGAGUGAAAGACAGACAUUUUGUUAAUUUGGCGAAUUGCGGUAGCUAGCGGUUAGCUAGCCUGGCUAACUGAGAGCUCUGUCAACAAGUUUUGUUCAGCAUGGACUGCACGGCACUGGAGCUCGAUGGCGUCAAAUUUGCCAAAACAGCUGUAACCUAUGACCAGAAAGGAAAAUAUAAUGAGGCUGUGUUUUAUUAUAAGGAGGCAGCCCAGGCUCUGAUAUAUGCUGGUAUGGCAGGAUCGAAACUGGAAGGAAUCCAGGACAAAGUGAAUGAAUACCUGGAUCGGGUUCAAGCUCUCCACAAUGCUGUCCAGGCACAGAAAAGCGACCCGCUGAAGUCCCGGCAGCAGGUGGAUCUGGAGCGCGCCCACUUCCUGGUUACGCAGGCCUUUGAGGAAGAUGAGAAGGGGAAUGAUGAUGAAGCUAUUGAAUUGUAUACUCAGGCUGUGGAGCUCUGCAUUAAGACAUCCAAUGAGACAUCGGACCAGGCGCUGCAGAACAAGCUGAAGCAGUUAGCACGUCAAGCUUUAGACAGGGCGGAAGGUCUGAAAGAAUCCCAGUCCAAAUCGACUCCAAGCCAGACUCAGGACAGGACAGGGUUUUCUGGUACCAAGUCCAACAGUGGUGCCAAUUCUGGGGGACCAGUCCGCCAGUUUUUCCCCCUCGGUCCAGACUUCAGCCUCAACGACCGACAGCAGCCCCAGCCCGUCCGGGCAGUCCAGUCCAGUGAGCCCCACGGUCAGCGCUACACGGCUGAGGAGAUCGAGGUGCUCAGGAGUACAUCUACAAUCAAUGGCAUAGCCUAUGUGCCCUUCAUGAGUGUGGACCUGAAGGAGCGAUUCGCCUUUCCUGUACCUUUCUCGGACAAAUAUGGAAAACUGGCAUUGUCACCCAAACAGAAAGCCAUCUUCUCCCGCUGGGUUCGGCCCGACGAGAUCUGCAAUAACCCCACAAUGAUCAUGUCUGUGUCCAGCUUCAGCAUCAAACAGACUGUGGUGUCUGACUGUUCAUUUGUGGCGUCACUUGCCAUUAGUGCAGCCUAUGAGAGGCGCUACAACAAAAAACUCAUCACCAGCAUAAUCUAUCCUCAGAACAGACGAGGGGAGCCAGAGUAUAACCCUUGUGGGAAAUACAUGGUCAAACUUCACAUCAAUGGAGUUCCUAGGAAGGUGAUUAUAGAUGACUACCUGCCAGUGGAUCGCAACGGAGAGCUGCUGUGCUCCUACUCCAGCAACAGGAAUGAGCUCUGGGUCUCCCUGAUAGAGAAGGCCUACAUGAAGGUGAUGGGUGGCUACGACUUUCCUGGCUCCAACUCGAAUAUCGAUCUGCACGCGCUCACUGGCUGGAUCCCUGAACGCAUCGCUAUGCACUCUGACAAUCAGUCAUUCAGCAAGGACGACACGUUCCGCAUGCUCUUCCAGAGGUUUCACAGAGGUGAUGUUCUCAUCACCACGGCAACAGGCGUGAUGACAGAGGAAGAAGGGGAGAGAUGGGGUUUGGUGCCAACACACGCCUACGCUGUUCUUGACAUCAGGGAAUACAAAGGAAUGCGCUUCCUGCAGCUGAAGAAUCCGUGGAGUCAUCUACGGUGGAAGGGACGCUACAGUGAGCGAGAUGAGAAGAACUGGACACCUGAGCUCCUCAAAUACCUCAACUUUGAUCCUAAGACAGCACAGAAGUUUGACAACGGUGUUUUCUGGAUUGCAUGGGAGGACCUUUGUCAGUACUAUGAUGUCAUCUACCUGAGCUGGAAUCCUGCACUUUUUAAAGAUUCCUCCUGCAUUCACAGUAGCUGGGAUGGUAAACAGGGCCCAGUGAAAGAUGUCUACAGUCUGGCCAACAAUCCUCAGUACAAGCUGGAGGUCCAGUGCCCAACAGGGGGAGCUGCGGUGUGGGUGCUGCUCACCAGACACAUCACUGACAAGGAUGAUUUUGCACAAAACAGGGAGUUCAUCACUCUCGUCGUUUACAAGACAGAUGGCAAGAAGGUCUACUAUCCAGCGGACCCCCCUCCUUACAUUGAUGGCAUCCGCAUCAACAGCCCACAUUAUCUGACUAAGAUGAGGCUGACCAGUGCAGGAACACACACUUUCACUCUGGUGGUCUCCCAGUACGAGAAACAGAACACCAUCAACUACACACUGCGGGUGUACACCGGAUGCAAAUUCACCUUUUCCAAGAUCCCAAAUCCCUUCACUCACUCAAAAAGGAUCAAUGGCCAGUGGAAGGGGGUCAGCGCUGGGGGUUGUGGGAACUAUAAGGACUCAUACAAACACAACCCUAUCUAUCAGAUCAACCUGGAGCGGUCCGGGCCGCUGCUCAUCGAGCUCCGAGGAUCCAGGCAGUACAGUGUUGGUUUUGAAAUGGUGACAGUGUCAACAGUGGGUGAUCCGGGCCCAGCAGCCUUCCAGAAGAAGACCAGUGGAGAUUACAGAUGUGGUUUCUGCUACAUGGAAGCAGAACACGUCCCUGCAGGCAUCUAUAAUGUCAUCCCCACCACUUUCCUGCCCAAACAGGAAGGACCCUUCUUCUUAGACUUUGCAAGUACUUCACCUCUCAAAGUCUCCCAGUUGCAGUAAAGAUGGAACUGGAGAGAGUACGAAGCAGGAUUUGGAGGAAGGUACUUAACGGCAUCAUGGGAUAUUUCUGCAACGGCACUUUGGAUGUAAUGAGAUGUCAAGACCUCAUUAAAGCCCCAGGAGCCCAGAAUGUGACUGCUGCUAUCCUUGCCCUCUUUCUCUCUCCGAAACUAUCGCUAAAUGGGCAGAUUGUGGACUUGAAUUUCAGCGUUGACACCACAUCACUAUUGUGAAGAAACAAGUUAUUGAUAAGGAAUAACCAAGAGGCACUUCGGUGUGGAAUAAAGCCCAUAACCAUCAAGGCAUAAAACAUGCGUUCACCAUAAAUUAAACAGCCAUUACCAGUCUGACCAAGUAAUGCUGUUCAAAGCGGUACCUUUCACCACACACAAAUUCUCCACCAGAUUGAAUAAUUAGCCUCAACAUUGUUGUUCUCGUCAGACAGUCAAAUCUAAUAGAUUUCACAAGACAUUAGUGAUCAUACGACCACAUCCUGGAUACAAGAGGGUGUGGAAAAGUAACAGGGUUGCAGCGAGCUGCAAAGCUGAUGCCAAGGCUAUUUAGAAGCAGCAGAUUCUUCUUCCCCUCCUCCUCCUCUUCCUGCUCCUCCUUCUUCUUCUUCUCCUUCUUCUUCUACUACUUCUCCUUCUUCUCCUCCUCCUUCACAGGCUCUGUUUUGCUGCAAUGAGCACCUUGACAAUACAAAAGUAGUUGCCCUUGGUUUUGGAAUCACACGUUAAACUUUCACAUGCAAAUCAAAUGUUUAAAUGUCCACAUACUUUUGACCAAAAUCUGGAUCUAAUUAGAGACUUCAAAUCCAGUUUUACAUUGAUUCAGUUGUACGAAGACUUCAUGAUGGUGUUUAUAUGCCAAAUCAAGCAAAGUAAAAAAUAAUACACCAGGAAUUAAACCAAACUGAACCAGAAAAUGAUCAAAUGUGGGUCAGUCAUAGGAACUGCAUAGAUGUAGAGACCACAGUGUGGGUCUGCUGUUCUGAUGCUCAUUAUUGCAAAACGACUUGAAGAAAAAUUUCCUUGAUGCAAAACAAAACGCUUCCUCAAAUAAGUAUCAGAUCAUAUGAUCUUUUCUUGAAAUAAUAUGUAGAAACUGAUUAAACUUGGCGACUUGUCACCUGGUUUGUUGUCCGAGUUAAACAAGCUGCCAAAAUUAAAAACAUUUUAAAAAGCUGUCAUUUUAAAGUCUGUCAGGUGGAACGGACAGUUAGUUUCCUUGAGUGACCAUGAAAGUUUCUUUAUUCUCAGGAGCAGUGCAGCAGAGCAGCACCACAGGGAAUCCAGUAUGGCAGCAGUUGAAUGAUUUCUCUUCAUGUUGUCUGUGGAUGUGACAGCUGAGUGAGAAAUAUCAGCCUGAUUUCACUGACAGGCCUCACGUCAGCAUUGUUUGAGACACACAGCGUAGGUGUUACACCUGUGUGUGUGUAUGUGUGCGUGCAUGAGGAAGUGAUUGUCACUGUCAACCUUUUACAGGUAAAAACUUAAAUGUAUUGCCAAGUCAUCAUAUUCUGUUUACUUUUUUGUCGAUGUACUGCACUUUUUUUUUUUAGAUCAUUUCUCAUCAAGUUUACUGUCAAACAAAAAUCUGUAGGAAUGCUUUGAUUUCUUAAAGCAAGCAGCAGCUUAUCUAAAGUCACCAAUCACUCUUUUGUGUUGUGGUUGUGUGAGAUUUGGGUCCUGGAUAGAUGUCAUAGUUGACCCCCAUUCAGCAGCGCUGAGUGUUGAAAUGAACAUAGAGGUUAUGUUGCAUCACAUGGAAGCAGUCAGCAUCUGUCACACUCUAACUGUACUGUGUGCAGAUGUUUGUUUCUGAGACACUCAGUGACUCACUGUUGAAUGAGACGACAUGGACAGUGUUGACUUUCACUGCAUUGUAACUCGCUGCUUGAACCACGCUUUUUGUUCUCUCUUGUGUUGCUGUGAUUGAACUCACAAUCUACAGGUUUUUUCAUUUAUUUAUUUUUUUUUUUUAAAAGAAAAAAAAUGAAGCACCAGAAUUUUUAGAAUGAAAGAUUAUUUGUGACCCUGAGAACAUGCAGUCAUUUGACAAAUGAUGUUAAGAUCCACUCACUAACUAAUCUUUGAAGUUUUUAACUGUGUCCCAGUUGUCAUUGAGUUGGUGGUGGUCAUGUGACACUCUACAGAAGCAUCUCCUUGGCAGCUGUGCAUUGGUUGUGAGGGAAAUCACCAGAAAAAUCUUAAGUGAAGUCAAAUGACUCUAGUUUUAUUUUCAGAAUUCAAAUUUAAGUAACCGUUGACACUCGUGCAAUGUAUUUCAGUCAGAAAUGUUGACAUAUGGGGUUAAUAGUAGCACCAGUAUGACUGACUACACAGUUGUUUUAGUGUUGCUGCUGCAUGUCAUGAAACUAUCUGUGUUCUCUGAGCUCGAUGCACAGCUGUAAGCUGCUGCAAGCCCCCUCCUCAUGCUGUGCACUGCAGUGUAAUAACCGGGAAAUAUAACACACCCAUGCUCUGAAGUAACACUUUCACAUUGCUUAAAUUGCCUGGCAAAACCCACAAUUUACAAUAACACACAAUGCAAAAGCAGCAAAUUGUCACAUUUCAGAAGCUGGAAGAAGAAAUGUAUUUGGCAUUUUUGCACAAAUUAUUAAUUGUCAAAAUUGCUGUUGAUGUAUUUUCAAGUCUCUCAAUUAUUGCAGUCUGUGUGGAUGUGUGCUUGUAGCUCUCAUUCUGUCUGGACUUCACCAGACUCAACAGGCCAUGGUGAACUGAAUGUGGACAAUAUUACUGUACUGUAAGGUUUCAUUACAUUAACCACAAACUUUGGCUUUGCCAUACAAUCAGUUAAUUUUGAUUUCAAAUCCUUGCCGUGACUCAACACCAAGACAACUUAACAUGGAAAUAUUGUCUGUGUCAUUGUUCCAUGUGCAGUGGAGGCUGACUCUAAAGGAACGAAUAAUACUGGUGUGUCCAAAGGUUGAAAUGAUCUGUUCAGAGUGGAAAAUAGCUUUAAAUAUCCAUUGCCAUGUACCUCUGUUCACCUGUUAAUUUAAUAAUAUCCUUCUGUUUCACAUUCUGUUAAGUCUGUUGAAUUGCCAACUCAUUUAAGAUGCAGCAGGACAAUCUUGCAGCAACCUCGUGUGAAUGAUGAUGUGAUGUUUGCGGAACUUGCACUAAAUGUUGGGUCGACUGAUGUGUUCAAGAUUUGAAUACAGCAAAUUAUCUCUG
Messenger RNA from Amphiprion ocellaris (clown anemonefish), 5952 nucleotides. RefSeq names its product calpain 7 (gene capn7). NCBI's taxonomy places the organism in Eukaryota, Metazoa, Chordata, Actinopteri, Pomacentridae. Gene Ontology annotation, molecular function: calcium-dependent cysteine-type endopeptidase activity. The record is from RefSeq and is a predicted model, not a curated record. The transcript has 21 exons. Gene Ontology annotation, biological process: proteolysis. Bases 269 to 2749 code for a protein of 826 amino acids.